UCCAUAUUGACCAUAUAUACUCUCGUAACAUACAUCCCUCUCCCUCUCCCUCUCCCUCUCCCUCUCAUAUUUAGUGGUUCCAACUUCCUAGUUUUGUCAAACAAUUGUAACUAAAAUCAUAGGAUUAAAUAUACAAUAAACGAAGUCACAAAAACAUCUAGAUAUAUUGUCUAUGGAAAAUCCGCCGCAACAACCGCCUUCAUCCGCUGUUCCCGACCUCAAAAACACCAACAAGACGGCUGAGCUUGACUCUCCACUCCACACUAUCGGGUUCGAAAUCGAUGAGUUGUCGCCUUCUUGUGUUUCCGGCCACCUCGUAGUCACCCCUAAAUGUUGCCAGCCGUUCAAGGUGUUACAUGGAGGAGUAUCGGCAUUGAUAUCGGAGGCGCUGGCGAGUAUAGGGGCGUAUUUGGCAUGUGGGAUGAAAAGAGUGGCUGGAAUCCAUUUAAGCAUCGACCACAUGAGGAGUGCUCAAGUUGGUGAUCUUGUUUUUGCUCAAGCAACCCCUCUCAGCUCUGGUCGCACAAUUCAGGUUUGGGAGGUAAGAUUAUGGAACGCCGAUGAGACGAGUAUGAAGAAGGAUCACAUAAUAUCAUCAGCCAGGGUUACUCUUGUUUGCAACCUCCCUGUACCCAACCAUCUAAAAGAGGCUUCAAAACCUUUUCGCAAAUAUGCAAAAUUGUAGGUUUUGACAUUGCAAAGAAUGGUGGUCUUGCAGUUAAUGUUUUACUCUCUUAUUUGUGAUUGAAUUAGCAGCAGGACUGAGAGAAAAAUGCACAUACAUUUUACAUUGCCAAUUUUACAAGAUCAUGCAAAUUUUCAGUGUUUCUUUGUUCUUUUUUUUCUUUUAUUAUUGGGUAGAAAAAAUGUGUAUAAUUUCAGUUUUAAGAUAAAUACUCAGGUUUGGAUGUUUUCAUGUAAAGAAAAGAAUGAUUGGGCUAGCAAGUUGUUAUGACCUUGUCCUGAUUUUUAUC
This is a messenger RNA of Chenopodium quinoa (quinoa), 974 nucleotides long. Its product is annotated as 1,4-dihydroxy-2-naphthoyl-CoA thioesterase 1-like. The transcript has 3 exons. The record is from RefSeq and is a predicted model, not a curated record. Gene Ontology annotation, cellular component: peroxisome. Lineage: Eukaryota; Viridiplantae; Streptophyta; Magnoliopsida; Caryophyllales; Amaranthaceae. Gene Ontology annotation, molecular function: 1,4-dihydroxy-2-naphthoyl-CoA thioesterase activity. Gene Ontology annotation, biological process: phylloquinone biosynthetic process. The coding region runs from base 173 to 685 and encodes 170 amino acids.